Molecule: messenger RNA, 998 nt
Organism: Capsella rubella
Lineage: Eukaryota; Viridiplantae; Streptophyta; Magnoliopsida; Brassicales; Brassicaceae
Exons: 9
Coding region: 104-796 (230 amino acids)
Source: RefSeq, a predicted model, not a curated record
GUUCUUUUACAGUCGUUUCAUUGUCUUUCUACCUCCGCUUCCAUUCUAAAUCUCCCGGCGAACAAAAUUACCGGCAACAAAGCCUCGCCGAAGAAGUGAAGUUAUGGCGGGCAUGGCUGUGGUGGCAGGAUCGAGACAUUGGAACGCUUUUAUUCAAGCUCUAGUUCUGAUAUCUCUAUUGUUUUCGACUCUCUCCAGCGCUUACCGACCUGGAGAUAUCGUCCGGAUGAGCAAAAUGGGGCAAUAUCACUCUUCGAGAACGACUUGGCAUGAUGUGAUCGGAAAACAUUGCCCGAUCUUCGCCGUUAAUCGUGAGGUGUUGAUCCCCAUAGCGAAACCAAUUGGCUACACAGGAACUGAUCCUUAUAAGAUAAAAUUCCAAGUUGGAAGUGAGAAAUUUCUGAUUCACUGGCUUUUGGUCAUAAACCGUAAGAGCUCAGAAGUGCCCAUGAUCGAUGUAAAUUUGAGAUAUUCUGGUGGUGAUCUGCUUGGAGUCACAGCUGAAGUUAUGGAUAUGCCCCAUAGCUAUUUGAAUACACACCCGGAGAUCCACAAACUGUUCUGGGAUCCUCAACACUGGCCAAAACAUGUUCUUGUUAGAUACACAUGGAAAGAGCAGUCAGAGAUUGAUGUAUCCUCAGGAUUUUAUGUCCUCUUUGGCUCAGCUCUCACAUUCUCUUUUGUACUCUCCAUUUACGUCUUACAAUCUUCACGAGAGAAGCUGGCGAGGUUUGUAAGAGAGACGGUAGUAGAGAGCAGCAGCACAAAUGUUGGAGAAUUUGGCAAGGUGGAGUGAGUCAUAGUGAAAGUAUAUGUAUGUUUCUGCAGUUUAUACUUGGAAUUGGUCUUUCAACUCUCUCUAUCUAGGAUUAACCUGAGUUGCUUAAAACAGAACCAGAGAAAAGAAGAGAUUCUUAUCAAACAUGAAUUGUCUAAAGAAAAACUUUGUCCUUGUAAGUUGUAACCUUUUGGUUUAAUAGAAUUUAAGUUUCGUGAUU